Molecule: messenger RNA, 948 nt
Organism: Onychostoma macrolepis
Lineage: Eukaryota; Metazoa; Chordata; Actinopteri; Cypriniformes; Cyprinidae
Product: histone H3
Exons: 1
Coding region: 26-436 (136 amino acids)
Cellular component (GO): nucleosome
Molecular function (GO): structural constituent of chromatin; protein heterodimerization activity; DNA binding
Source: RefSeq, a predicted model, not a curated record
ACAGAGGAAGAGGUUAAUCUUCGCGAUGGCAAGAACCAAGCAGACGGCUCGUAAAUCCACCGGCGGCAAAGCCCCGAGGAAGCAGCUCGCUACUAAAGCCGCCCGGAAGAGCGCCCCAGCCACCGGCGGCGUCAAGAAGCCCCACCGUUACAGGCCCGGGACCGUGGCUCUCCGAGAGAUCCGCCGUUAUCAGAAGUCCACCGAGCUGCUGAUCCGCAAACUGCCUUUCCAGCGCUUGGUGCGAGAAAUCGCGCAGGAUUUCAAGACGGACCUGCGCUUCCAGAGCUCCGCCGUCAUGGCCCUGCAGGAGGCCAGCGAGGCUUAUUUGGUCGGUCUGUUUGAGGACACCAACCUGUGCGCCAUCCACGCCAAGAGAGUCACCAUCAUGCCCAAAGACAUCCAGCUGGCGCGCCGCAUCCGCGGAGAGCGCGCUUAAACCCGCCGCUGCAGCCGCACCCCAAAGGCUCUUUUAAGAGCCACCCACACCGACACAGAAAGAGCUCAUGUUGCUGGUUUAUGCUGGAGGUGAAAACUAACAAAAUGUUUGCUACUAAACCUGUUUUCUUACAGUAAAUCUCGUCUAAUGUUGGUGUGUGUGCUGCUCUGAGAAUACAGAUGUGUUCAUGUCUUUGACCCAAGAACUGUUUUUCAGAAUUGGAGCUCUUUCCUGCUAAAAAACAAACAAUAGAAGCACAAUAGAAACCAUCACAGAAAUUCCAGUGGUUUACAUUAAAAUACCAUUAUGAACCAUUGGCUUUUUCCAGUAAAACCAUUACAAAAUUUAUUUCUGUAGUGUUUUGGGCAUUUUUCCAACAUGAUUUAACAUCCCAGCAACAGAAUCCAUCACAUACCAGCAGACACCAUUAUAGUUUCCAUUAAAACCGUUACAUUUUCUAUUGUGUUUUUUCAGCAGGGUUGUAAUGUUUAUUUCUCCAGAAACGCGAACAA